CACGUUUAUUCUUUGAAUUUUCUAAAAAAAUGUGUUUUAUUCGUGAGUUUAAUCUCUGCAUAAAACGGGGAAAUAUCUAAUUUAAAUUUUGGUAAAAAAUUAACUUAAAAAAACUGGCGCUCAGAAAUACAAAAAAGGCACUUCCUUGGGCAACAUAUUUCGUAAACUCUUUAAUUGUUAAUUUUUAAUUGUAAAAAAAUGUAUAUUUUUAAGUAAAUUAAAUUUCCGUUAAAAAUAAAAAUCAGGCAACUCUGUUUUUUGAAAUUACUAGGCAGCCCUGACAGGCAGAUGUUUAUGUAAUUAUAAACAGCUGUGCGACUGGGAACAUGUUAAAUUCAACUCUACGCCGCUUUGCUGGAGUUUCCUUGCGAAACCUGAAUCAACUGACACCCACAAUCACUAGCAUAGGACACAUCUACCCCAGAGCAACCAUGUCUCAGGAUGCAGCACAGUAUCCUCCCAUUGAGUCGGCGAUGCGAAAGGCGCUCAACUCUCAGCUGAAGCCGGUGUACCUGGAGGUCAUAAACGAAUCGCCCCAACACAAUGUUCCCAAGUACUCGGAAUCCCACUUUCGGGUGUUUGUGGUCUCAGAAAAGUUCAACGAUCUGACGCUGAUAAAGCGCCAUCGGCUGGUGAAUGACACGAUUAAAAAUGCUUUGAAAGAGGCUGGAUUUGAAUUUAUGCAUGCACUUUCCAUUGAGGCUAAGACACCAAAACAGUGGGAGCCCGAACAGGAGCCAGAGAAGAGUCCGCCUUGUAUGGGAGGCCAUGGAAAGUAAAAGCUAUCUAUGUACAAAGGAAAGACUUUACUAUACACAAAUCAAUCUUACACAAAUAUAACAAAAUCACCAAUGGAA
This is a messenger RNA of Drosophila ananassae, 857 nucleotides long. RefSeq names its product bolA-like protein DDB_G0274169. Lineage: Eukaryota; Metazoa; Arthropoda; Insecta; Diptera; Drosophilidae. The transcript has 2 exons. The record is from RefSeq and is a predicted model, not a curated record. Gene Ontology annotation, cellular component: mitochondrion. The coding region runs from base 327 to 779 and encodes 150 amino acids.